AUGCUUCAAGGAAAGAAACCUAAGGAGAAAAAGAUGGUCCCAGCCCUUGCUGUCAUGAAGAAGGUGGUCAGUCCUCUGUUUGAGAAAAGGCCCAAGAAUUUUGGCACUGGACAGGACAUCCAGCCCAAAAGGGGCCUCACCUGCUUUGCCAAAUGGCCCCACUACAUCCGGCUUCAGAAGCAAAGGGAUAUUCUCUAUAAAGGUCUAAAAGUGCCUCCCAUGAUUAACCAGUUCACCCGCCUGGACCAUGAAAUAGCCACUCAGAUGCUUAAGCUGGCUCACAAAUACAGACCAGAGACAAAGCAAGAGAACAAGCAGAGACUGUUGGCUUGGGCUGAGAAGAAAACUCUUGGCAAAGGGGAUGUCCCCACUAAGAGACUGCCUGUCCUUCAAGCUGAGGUUAAUACUGUCACCACCUUGGUGGAAAAUAAGAAGGCUCAGCUGGAAGUGAUUGCACAUGAUGUAGAUCCCAUUGAGCUGGUUGUCUUCCUGCCUGCCUUGGGUAGUAAAAUGAGGGUUCCCUACUGUUUUAUCAUCUAGAAGGACAGGCUAGGGGCAUCUGGUCCACUGGAAGGCUGCACCACUGUUGCCUUCACACAGGUUAACUCAGAAGACAAAGGAGCUCUGGCUAGGCUGGUGGAAACCAUCAAGACCAAUGAUACUGGCAGAUAUGAUGAGAUCUGCUUUCACCUGGGAGGCAACAUUCUGGGUCCAAAGUUGGUGCCUCACAUUGCCAAGUUGGAAAAGGCAAAGGCUAAAGAAUUGGUCACCAAACCGGACUAAGUGUACACUGUUGAUUUUCCUGUAUGUAGAAGUAAUAAAAAAUUCUUUUUCACAAAAAAUGGUGGGGGUUGCUAAUGUCAUAAUGUUAUCUGCUUGUUGGUCUCUGAACUUUAGAUUGUGUGGUAUUGUAAAUUUUCUUUUCAAAAUCUAGUUUGUGACCAGUCGCACCAUUCCACGAUUGCUCUGGAAGGCAAUUUUAAGCUCUUUCCUAGAUGUUCCAAGAUGAUAAUUUCAGUGGAUUUGUCUCAUUUCCCAGUCUCAAAGGGAAAGAGAA
Messenger RNA from Acinonyx jubatus (cheetah), 1057 nucleotides. Its product is annotated as 60S ribosomal protein L7a-like. The record is from RefSeq and is a predicted model, not a curated record. Lineage: Eukaryota; Metazoa; Chordata; Mammalia; Carnivora; Felidae.